AUGUCCUAUGAGCCACUGCUUUCUCCUGCAGAACGCGACAUGCCCACUGCAGAAGCCACCAAGGCGUUCGCCGAUGAUGACCUCGAGGUGGUCGAUGGCCGGCACGCUGUCGACACCCGGUCGUCCAACGACAUUCCCAAGGAUGAUCCCGCUGCGCCCUCUCCAAUCGUGUCUUCUAAACGGCAGCGCAUGUCUGACCUGUGGACGAUUCUAUGCGCAGGCUGUGCUCUCAUUAGCGAUGGCUACGCCAACAGCCUCAUGACUCUCAUCAAUGUCGCUCUACAAAAACAAUAUCCAAAAAGUUAUACUUCGUCAGUUCGAACACGCGUUUCCAAUGCGCUCCUUGUGGGAGAGAUUCUAGGGCAGAUCACCGUUGGCCUCACAUGCGACUACUUAGGACGCAAAGUUGCCAUCCUGCUUACAACAAGCAUGAUUAUUCUGGGCUUGGCCCUUUCGUCUGCUGCGCAUGGUACUAGCCCCGCCGGCCUCUUCUGGAUGCUCACUGUUGCGCGUGGUAUAACUGGCUUUGGUACUGGAGGCGAGUACCCGGCCUCCUCGACCAGCGCCUCCGAGUCCGCGAACGCAUAUACCCUUCGCCGCCGCGGAACCGUCUUCAUCCUUGUCACCAAUCUCCCACUGACCUUUGGAGUACCGCUAGCCUCCUCCAUCUUUCUCAUCGUUCUCUCCGCCGCAGGUAUUGACCACCCGGCAACCAUCUGGCGCGUGUGUUUCGCCGUGGGCAUCAUAUUCCCACUCUCGAUCUUCUACUGGCGCAUACGCAUGCUCAACUCGACGCUCUAUCGUCGCGGCGCCAUCCGAAAGGCCGUUCCCUACCUGCUCGUGGUGCGGUAUUACUGGAAGGCGCUGAUAGGCACGUGCGGCGCGUGGUUCCUGUACGACUUUGUGACGAUUCCGAAUGCAGUGUUCUCGGGCGGAAUUAUCUCGAGCAUCGUUCCCAAUGGCAGCGUACGUGGCACGGCUGAGUGGCAAUUACUGUUGGGCACAAUUGCGCUGCCGGGAGUCAUCAUUGGCGCCUUUGCUUGCGACUAUCUGAGCAGGAAGACUAUCAUGCUGAUCGGCUUUGGCGGAUACUUGGUCUUCGGGUUGGUGAUCGGGUGUGCGUAUACGCAGAUUUCGGGGAUUCUGCCACUAUUUGUAGUGCUAUACGGCGUCAUGCUUUCGAUGGGCAACUUCGGCCCUGGAAAUAUGGUUGGUCUUGUAAGUAGUGAGAGUUAUGCAACCGCUGUCAGAGGAACCUGUUACGGUAUUUCAGCUGCAAUGGGCAAAGCGGGCGCGGCAGUUGGCACGCAGGUCUUCCUACCGAUUGAGGAUAACCUGGGGGUGAGGUGGACGUUCAUCAUUGCGGCGAUAUGCGGUGUUGCCGGGAUGAUUGUGACAUUCUUUUUUGUGCCGAAUCUGACGGGCGAUGACCUAGCAAUCGAGGACGAGUCUUUCAGGGCAUACUUGGUGAGACACGGGUGGCAUGGGACGAUGGGGGAGGAGGACCUGAAAGACGUGGCGGACGCUGGUGUGAGUGAAUAUGCCUUUGAGGAAAGGGACAGAAACAGUGGUGAUGCUUCACACGUAACCGCGCUUAGGUAA
Molecule: messenger RNA, 1602 nt
Organism: Cyphellophora europaea CBS 101466
Lineage: Eukaryota; Fungi; Ascomycota; Eurotiomycetes; Chaetothyriales; Cyphellophoraceae
Exons: 1
Coding region: 1-1602 (533 amino acids)
Biological process (GO): transmembrane transport; carboxylic acid transport
Cellular component (GO): plasma membrane
Molecular function (GO): carboxylic acid transmembrane transporter activity
Source: RefSeq, a predicted model, not a curated record